This is a messenger RNA of Prorocentrum cordatum, 983 nucleotides long. Lineage: Eukaryota; Dinophyceae; Prorocentrales; Prorocentraceae. The record is from the annotation of a GenBank genome assembly.
CGAGGUCGCUCUGUGGGGCCAGCGCCCGAGAGGGCUGCCUGCCCGCCGGACGGCGAGCGGGACAUGAAGAAGGCACAGGCGCUGUUCGCGAGCCUGAUAGCACCUGCGGCAGAUGCUCCUACGCCCUCACGGCGGUCCCGUGGGCAGUCGCAGGGCCGGCGGCGUCGCCGCUCCGCGCCAGACCCCGACCGGGUCGUCCCCGUCAACUCCGCGCCGAAGGCCCCGCUCACGGCGCGCGGCUGGGCUGCCGGGGCGCCGAAGGGCCAGGUCCCUGGCGGCGAGCGCCCGCGAGAGCGGCCGCGGGAGCCGCCGGCGGGAGCCGAGCGGUCUCCCCGCGAGGCCACGCCGCUGCGGGCGCUGAACGGCAGCUUGCCGCAGUUUCCGGGCGUGUCCAGGCGGGACGCCAGCCAGCCGCCGCCGCGGUGAGCGGCGACCCGCACAACCGGCGCCCCGUCCCAGGCCUGCAACGAGCCCUGCCGCCGCUGGCCGCUCGUCGCGUGCCGCUUCCCCCCGCUCCCUGCGUGCUCCGAGUGCAGGUCACCACGUUCGGUGCCCGAGGCCGCCUACGCUUCCCCCACUCGCCGGUCGGGCCCUGCCUGGUUCCUCGCUUGGGCUCCAAAAUCUCACCCCUGAGCACCCUCACCCCUGUGAGGGUGGCACUGCAGGGGCAGCCGCCCCAGUCCCCUCCAGGACCCCUCUCUUUCCGCCAGGGUGCGCCGCAGGCGCGCCCUCCGCUUUCCCCGUGACGACCAGGGGGCCCCGGCCAGCCGGCGCCCCCCGCCGCCACUGCACCGGUCGGCCGUCGGCCCGCGCACUUGUGGGAGGUUCCAGCUGUCCGCCGGCGCCAGCUCCGGCCAGGGCCGAUCAUGGGUCCAGUCGGCUAGACGUGAGAGUGACCUUUCGUCACCUGUUGCCUUGAGUCAUUCUUGCAUGUAACCGAUCCAGGAGGGGACACUUCCUGUGUCCCCUGGCGAUAACGGGCU